Hypoxylon fragiforme is the source of this 2365-nucleotide messenger RNA. RefSeq lists its product as uncharacterized. The transcript has 6 exons. The coding region runs from base 291 to 2021 and encodes 576 amino acids. Gene Ontology annotation, molecular function: zinc ion binding; DNA-binding transcription factor activity, RNA polymerase II-specific. The record is from RefSeq and is a predicted model, not a curated record. Gene Ontology annotation, biological process: regulation of DNA-templated transcription. Lineage: Eukaryota; Fungi; Ascomycota; Sordariomycetes; Xylariales; Hypoxylaceae.
GCUCCGGGGCAUAGCCAAUAAGAGUCGAGGGCUACAAUGCGCACCCUCAAGAGGUACUCGCAGAUGCGGACUUGGGCCAUCGAGACCUCGACAUGAGACGAUGUCUUAGCAUGAAUUCAUGACAGUUCAUCGCUCGUGCCCCUUGGUCCUCAACAACACUUAUCGUCGUUUUCCCCCACUUCAGGUACCGAGGCGACCCGCUGGCGACUGCUGAUUUGUCUCGUGCACGGUCUGACAAAGGGACGUACCUACAUAUACAAGCGACUUACACGAGCCACGCAACCGCCAACAUGAGCAACAGUGACCUAUCCCAGAUCACCUCCGAGAUCCCUGACUUUAUUGGAGGGCUACCCAAGAGGAAACAACCCAAGGUUCCUGCCCCACCGGAUGAAUUCGACCAGUACUUUGAUUAUAAACGUUUCUACGAGGGAUCCCCAGCCGCUGAUGCCGACUCGCGGAGCCGGUCUGACGCCUCUUCCAUCCCGGGCUUAACUUCUGGUCCGUCCGAAGAGGAUGGCGCACCAUCCCCCCGGUCCACCGAGGAUGCUUUCCACUUCAAAGAAGCCGUCGAGCAGAUCAAACAGCACGAUGAUCGCUUUACUGUUCCCGCCCGCGAGAUUAGGCCUAAUGGCAUUGAGUCUUACCCAUGGCAUAUGGAAAUAGACAACACCUCACCUGCCAAUGGAUCCGAUAUUACGGGUCUCCUUGGUUCUGGCCCGCUCUCCCCGGCCUCCUCCUCCAACGGGACCUCGUCGUCGCCAUCGUCGUCGCCCGCAUGCCACAGUUCGCCCUCGGCUGACUCUCCACUCAGUCGCGGGAAGCGACAUCGUCCCCUAGACAAUCCAGAGAAGGUUGCCCAAAUGCGCAAGAUCGGUGCCUGCUUCAGGUGCAAGAUGCGCAAAGUUACAUGUGACCAGCAGAUGCCAUGCUCGCGCUGCAAAGAGGAUGCGGCAAAGUAUUGCAACGAUGAUAGCGAACUAGCUAAGCACAUGUGUUUCCGCAAACCUUUUACUGCUAGCAGUGACUUCGCAUUUCAGACAAUCUGGAGAACGAGGGUAAACCCCUCCAUGCCGUCGCAGAGGGGCAAUCCACUAAGGUGGAACGUAUAUUUCAAAGCGUGUCCCACUAGCGAGCUUCCCUUGGCCAUUACCGUCGGGCGCGACGAGAGCAACAACCAAUGGCAGACAUGGCAAAGGGGCCAAAACAACCCCGGGCAAGCAACCCAACCUUAUGAACAUUAUGUCCUGGACCGGCAUAACCUUCCUGAAGACAUCGAGUUCAUCAGGUGGGCAUCAUGGCAAACGUAUCAAGACGAAAGCCUUCCUUUCCAAUCGGCCUUGGAUGUUCUGAUUGGAACAUACGCUCAGGAAGAACAUUCCUUCCUACCAUGUCAUUCACUUGUUCGCCAGGUCCAUGGCAUGAGGUGUAUGUAUAGAAUUUGGCGACACGAAAGAUUCUUCUGCCAGAGAUUUCCAGGUUCCGGCUUGGAAGAACUCCCGAGUCAGAUUUGCCAGGAGUUGAAGAGUAUUAUCAUAUAUAGGAUGAGGACACUCGAGUCUAACAUUCUGGGGGACAUCUGGAAGAAGCUGGAAAUGGGGUUAAAACCACAGGAUCGCUUGCCACUUUGGGCCUGCAUGAUGCAAUUCAUUCUCAUGUACCGUGAUAUAUUCGAGCUCAGCCGAUCAGAAGGCCUUUGUGGGGAUCCGCAGCAAACGGAAAGCGUAUCGACAAGCCUCUUUAGAAACUUGGUUGUGAUGUGCGAGAUUUGCUUUGGUAAAAAGAAGCCAGAGGCAAUGCCCGAAGAUGGAAAUCCGGCCACUGUCCCAGUUAAAAGGGAGUUGAAUGCCGAGUUUAAGAGGGUGGAAAUCUACAGAGAUAGUUUCUACAAGAGCAUCGCCCCUGAUGAUAUCGCUUAUCCGCCUUCGUCCAUGCUCGACCGCUUCUUGCGUGUCUUGUUAGUUGGGACACAAAGAGGCACUGCACGGGGAGGAGCUCGAGCAUCUAAGCGGGUCAAACGAUAGGAAUCUUAUCGGAAUCGGAAGACCAUAAAUGCUUUCAUUUCUUGCUUUGUCAUUUUGUUCAAGGUUGGGUUCUAGGUUUGUAAGAGAGGCGAUACGAGAUCGAUGAUUUAGCGAAGGAGUUUAGCGACAGGCUGAUACCCAUACACCGCAUUUGAGCUUGCAUCAUGCCUCGUAAUGAUAGGAGCAAUGCUUCAGGAGGCACAUUGCUUGUUCAAGGACACUCGCUGCCGGGAUCAGCGUCGCGUGGUCAUUGCAUUCCCUAGCUAGCAUUGCGAGGGAUAUUGUUUUGGUUAUGAUAUGUAUGAAGUUUCGUACUCUGUAUGUCUAAGGAUCUGUAUGCACCU